UCCGCAUUACAAUCAAAAAAGAAAAUACCUUUUUUCUUCUCCAUCUGAUACUUUGAUAAAGUUGACUACUUUACAAAUAUAUAAUUAGAAACAUAAUUCAGUAUAGGUGGAUUGGGCCCCAAAUCUUUAAUGUUAAUGGAAAUCGAUUAGAAAGACAAACCUAUUGUCUUCAUAGCAUUGAAUGUCUAUCUUGACGCACGUGUUGAGCUUUGUUUUCAUUCCAGGGCAUUGUUUACAUUUCGGUUUCUAGAAAAAAGUAACAAGUUACGAUGUUGGACGAUGACAAUGUUCCACUGCCUGCUAGCAGCGAUUCCGAAGAGGAUGUCUUGGACGACUGCGAUACAUGUACACCUUUCGAGUUGGAACAGCACUAUCCGCAGAAAUUUAGACUAUUCGAUGAAACGGCUUUGUCACUGAAAAAAGAAUAUAUCCUUAGUUUAGAAAAAGACAGCUCACUAACGCGUUUGGCAGCCGGUUUAACUGACACGUCCGUACAUAUCCUCGAUGUUAGUUCCGAAAGAGGCCUAUCCCUGUUCUUAGAUCUCCCAGCUUUGCCGGAUGUUAAAAAUAAUAUCAAAGUUUGCGAUGUUCGCUUUUUUGAUGAGACCCCAAAUGCGGUACUUGUGGGUACAACAAAUGGUAUAGUUAGACUUUUUGAUUUAAGAACCCAGAAGGAGCAAGCACGUUUUGAAAAUGAUGCCAUAAUUGGAACACAACCAGCACCUAAAAAUAUAUGCUGCUUUGAUCGUAAUGCAAAUAGCCGAUUAUUGUGUACGGGUACCGAGGAGCUACACUCAAACGUGUACUUAGUAUUCUACGAUCUAAGGGAACGGAAGCAUAUGGGUGACUAUUUCGAUUGUCAUCAAAGUGACGUUACCACAUUGCGCUUUCAUCCACAAAACCCCGAUAUUCUGGCAUCUGGUUCAACUGAUGGCCUAAUUAACACAUUUGACCUGAGAGAAGCUAGCGAGGAGGAUGCCUUAAACAUAACCAUAAACACUGAGAGUAGUGUGCAUAAAAUUAAUUGGCAUAAAAACGUAUAUGAAAAGGACAUGUUAUCCUGCAUUACACAUACCAAUGAUUUUAAAGUAUACGAAUCAGAGGAGGGCGAUUUGUUGGCUGAAUUCGAAAGGGAUAACAUUACGGAGAUUAUUAAGCGCAAGAGUCCGGCCAAUUGCAAUCUCAUCGAUGCCCAUAGCACAUCAGAUGGUGGAAUUUUAUUGUUGACAGGUUCAAACCUAAAUAAGGGUGAAAUUAUGCGCUCGCUAACUUAUCAAAAUAAGAAACUAUUACCAUUUGCCAAUUUGGAUGGUAACAAACAGAUCGUACGAGAAAGUGUUUACGAUGCUAAUACAAAUGUACUCAUAACUGCUGGCGAGGGAAGUAUUGUCACAAUAUGGACACCGGAUUCGCAUAUGGCUACUAAUAGUUCGGGAUCAAGCAAACUGAAAGCUAAAAAAUCGAAAUCCAAUAAAGCAAAUCCAUAUUAAAAUUUAUAGACUAAAUGAUUUUUUACAUUUGUGAAUGUAUUACUGCUACAAAUAAAAGUUAAAUAUAAAUAA
Molecule: messenger RNA, 1562 nt
Organism: Musca domestica (house fly)
Lineage: Eukaryota; Metazoa; Arthropoda; Insecta; Diptera; Muscidae
Product: WD repeat-containing protein 89
Exons: 5
Coding region: 270-1490 (406 amino acids)
Molecular function (GO): protein binding
Source: RefSeq, a predicted model, not a curated record